CCUUCAUGCUUUACAAUGGAGGUCCUCGUUUCUGCAGUAAUUGGUGAAAUUGUCAGCAGAACUAUAUCUGUGGUGAUCGAGAAGUGCCGCGAACAGAUGACAGCCAAGGAGCAGACAACCACCGAGGAGGACCUUCAGAGGCUGCACCAACUGCUUCUGAGGAUAUCGGCAAUCAUCGAGGAGGCUGAGGGGCGGUGCAUCAGAAACCGAGGGAUGAUCCAUCAGGUUAGCAUGAUGAUAAUACAAUUGUUCAGAGGGUACUACCUUCUCGACUCCUUCAAGUCCACACAGAAGAAGACAGACUCCUUCAAGUCCACACAGAAGACAGAUGAUGAGGAGGUGAGUGGCUCCUUGUUUGCCCAAUCCAAAUUUAAUCCAGCUAAGAGAUUUCGCCGGUUAUCUAGCUACACUCAAAAUUAUAGCAUGGUAGUUGGUAGAGGCAGCAGUAAGGAGUUGAAACAGUUUAUUCUUGUCCUAGAAAGCAUGGUUGCUGAUUUGAAGGAGUUCGCUAUAUUUCUGAUGAGCUACCCUCGCAUGUAUCGCCAACCUUAUGGCUCAUAUUUAAUUUUAGACAAAUUUAUGUUCGGCCGACAAAUGGAGAGGGAACAAGCCAUCGGUUUCUUGCUACAACCUGAGCCUCCAAGUGGUGGAAAUUUGGGUGUCCUACCAAUUGUUGGUCCUGGACUUAUUGGGAAGAGCACACUUGUGGAACAUGUUUGUGAUGAUGAGCGUGUGCGCAAUCACUUCUCCUUGAUCUUACGCUAUAGAGAAAAUGAUCUAAAGGAUGAAAUUCCAACAACUUUUAGAGAUCAUUGUGUGAUCAAGCAUCAGAAUAGUGCCUCCAAUGAAGAAAGGUCGUUGCUUGUGAUUGAGCUCUUAGGGGACGUGGACGAAGGGGCGUGGAAGAGGUUGUUGCAGACUUCUGAAAGAUACAUGGCAAAUGGAAGCAAAAUCAUAAUCACUAGCCGUUCAGAAAAGAUGGCCAGUGUUGGAACGACAAAAGCCAUCAAGCUAAGUUGUUUGUCUAAAGAAGCUUUCUGGUAUUUCUUCAAGAUGCUUGUGUUUGGAAGCACGGAUCCAGAGGAGCACCCGAAGUUAACAUCCAUUGCCAUGGAGCUAGCUGUCGAGACGUGUGGAUCUUUCAUAUUCGCAUAUGUUACUGCCACCUUACUUAGAGCAAAUACUAGUGUUCGGUUCUGGUGCAGGGUUCUUAGACAGGCUAGGGAAUUCAGACAGAAGAACAACUUUGUGCUUGGUGAAUAUCAUGAGGAUCGUAUGUCCCGGUACGGUUGGGGCAUUGCUGAAACACAGCAAGGUUACGAGGAUGGUAAGCUAUUUCUAAUACAUCAUAGCCACCAAAAAGGGCCAGCUGCUCACAGCGAAGUUCCGAGAAUAACAAUUGUGGAUCUUCUCUCCGGGGCCUGGAGCCCUAUGCAACGGGGAAAAUUUGAGGUUUUGUCCUGGAGAUCCGUCAUACCGCCAUACUACAACUAUGUGUAUUCUUGUGAGCUUGUGCAGAACAAAAACGGCAGGCUAUAG
This is a messenger RNA of Lolium rigidum, 1539 nucleotides long. RefSeq names its product disease resistance protein RGA2-like. Gene Ontology annotation, molecular function: ADP binding. The transcript has a single exon. Lineage: Eukaryota; Viridiplantae; Streptophyta; Magnoliopsida; Poales; Poaceae. Bases 16 to 1539 code for a protein of 507 amino acids. The record is from RefSeq and is a predicted model, not a curated record.